AUGUCCCGGUCCCGGGAUGCUCCCCAAGCUGCAGGACGACCCAACGGCGGUGCCUUUCCUGGUAGCCCCGACCCAAACAACACCGGCCGGAAUUCGAGUCCCUUCGAGCGUUACACAGAAAGAACCGUCAAGCGGCUACGCGCUAUUAUCCACGAUCGGCGUAGCCGGGCGCUCCCCUCGCCACCGUCGGAUAUUAUAGCAGAUCUUACCCGCCUCGAGCGGCGGCGCUUCUCUGGGCGGACGCGCGACGUUGUCGACAUAGCGAAGUGGCUGCACGAGCUGCUCGACGAAUACCACGUGCUCGGCAUCGCCAGCGGAGAAUCAGACCGGCAGCAGGUCCUCUAUGUGUCCCGUUUUCUGGAUGGCAACGCUGCUGAAUGGUACUACAUGAACGUCAGCGACAUUGACCAGGAGGUUGAGGACUGGUCAUUCCCUGGCCUGGACGUUGCCAUGUACAAAACGUUUGUGGACGCGCGCGUGCUCGCGAGGCAAACCGCCGCUACGAAGCGGUCCGCUACACUCGCUCUGGCGUCAGGAAGAUGA
This is a messenger RNA of Gloeophyllum trabeum ATCC 11539, 543 nucleotides long. RefSeq lists its product as uncharacterized. The record is from RefSeq and is a predicted model, not a curated record. Lineage: Eukaryota; Fungi; Basidiomycota; Agaricomycetes; Gloeophyllales; Gloeophyllaceae. The coding region runs from base 1 to 543 and encodes 180 amino acids. The transcript has a single exon.